CUGAAAACAUUCACCCGUUCACCACAUACACACACACACCGUCAGCACGGGAGCCCAUUUCACAAUAAACCGAUAAGGACAGACAACAAACGCUUCUCAUCAAGUCGGCGUGUGACGUUUUUUUCCUCAUAUUGCAAUGAAAUGAGGGGAGCAUGGGGGCCAAAGAGUCGAGGAUAGGAUUCCUGUCGUAUGACGAGGCCGUCAAGAGAGUCACUGAUGUGGAACUGAAGCGGCUCAAAGAUGCUUUCAAGAGAACCAGCGGCCUCUCCUAUUACAUGACCCAGCAGUGCUUCUUCAGGGAAGUGCUGGGAGAUGGGGUUCCCCCUAAAGUUGCAGAGGUGAUCUACACUUCGUUCGGCGGCUCGUCAAAGGGCCUGCACUUCAACAAUUUGAUCGUGGGUCUGGUUCUUCUGACCAGAGGACGCGAUGAGGAGAAGGCCAAGUACCUCUUCAGCCUGUUUGCCAGUGAUCUGGGUGGAUGCGCUGCCAGGGAAGAUAUAGAAGCUGUCCUGCAGAUCUUGGAUGGAGAAGUUCCAACCUCCCUGAAGAAGUGCUUCAGCGAGGGUGACAAGGUCAACUAUGAGCGCUUCAGGAACUGGCUCCUGCAGAACAAGGAGGCGUUCACUUUGUCCAGAUGGCUUCUGUCUGGAGGAGUGUGCGUCACGCUGACAGAUGACAGCGACACGCCCACCUUCUACCAGACCCUGGCUGGAGUCACUCACUUGGAGGAGUCUGACAUUAUAGACUUGGAGAAGCGUUAUUGGUUACUGAAAGCCCAGUCCAGAACCGGCCGCUUCGACUUGGAAACCUUCGUCCCACUGGUCUCCCCUCCUAUCCACGCCUCACUGAGUGAGGGCUUGUUUCACGCCUUUGAUGAAAAUCGGGACAAUCACAUCGACUUUAAAGAGAUCUCUUGCGGACUGUCUGCAUGCUGCAGGGGGCCCGUCGCUGAAAGGCAGAAAUUUUGCUUUAAAGUGUUUGAUGUGGACCGUGAUGGGGUUCUGUCUCGAGAUGAGCUCCAUGAGAUGGUGGUGGCCUUGCUUGAGGUGUGGAAGGACAAUCGCACAGAUACACUCCCAGAGCUGCACAGUAGCGUGUCAGACAUAGUAGAGAACAUCCUGAAGAUGCACGACACAACCAAGCUGGGUCACCUGACACUCGAGGACUACCAGAUCUGGAGUGUGAAGAGCGCUUUGGCCAAUGAGUUCCUAAACCUGCUCUUCCAGGUGUGUCACAUAGUCCUGGGGCUCAGGCCUGCUACUCCUGAGGAAGAAGGACAGAUCAUCAGGGGUUGGUUGGAGAGGGAGAGCAGACAUGGGCUGCAGCAAGGCCAGAACUGGUUCCUCAUCUCCAUGCUGUGGUGGCAGCAGUGGAAGGACUAUGUUAAAUAUGAGCAUAAGGGCAUCGUGGUGGAACAACCGUCCAUCCUGAGCUCGCUCAGGGGCCCGAUGGCCACAGCGACCGUAGAGCCUAUCCUCCCUGACAGACUGGGAGGGCUGGGAACCUUCAGCCCCGUCAGCCCCACCGAGGAGAGGUCGCCCGAUGCCGUGUCCAGCGCCUCAGAGGCAACAGAAAUCACCCUGAGCCCCCAGGUAGCUCCAUCAGCUACAGAGAGCUGUUUUGCCCGUCAGCACAAUGUGUCCGACAACAACAAUCAGUGUUUUUCUGGAGCCAACGGCCACCUCCCAUCCCAGCUGGCAGCACAAAGACCCGGCGCCAUCGACAACCAGCCCCUGGUCAACACCGACCCCAUGAAGGCCCCUACGUUAACCAUGGAGGGUGGCAGGCUGAAGCGCUCCUUGCAGCUGGUGCCUGGUAGAGACUUUGAGACGGUGCCAGAGCCGGUGUGGAGGGCACUCUACCACUGGUACGGUGCCAACCUCAGCCUGCCGCGACCAGUAAUCCUAGAAAGCAAGACGGGACAAGGAGAGCUGGAGCUCUUCCCCCGCUACCUUCUCUUCCUCCGCCAGCAGCCGGCCACGCGCUCCCCCCAGUCCAACAUCUGGGUCAAUAUGGGUAUGACCAGCCUGCGAAUGUUCCCACCACAUAUACCCCCACCGAGAGGUAACGUGCCAUCGCCCAACGCUCCCCUGAAGAGGAUGCUGGCUUACACAGGCUGCUUCAGCCGCAUGGCCACCAUCAAGGACAUCCACCUGUACCUGUCACAGAGGCUCCGCAUUAAAGAGGAGGACAUGAGGCUCUGGCUCUACAACAGUGAGAACUACCUCACCCUCCUGGAUGAUGAAGAUCACACACUGGAAGGCUUGAAGAUCCCGGAUGAGCAGCAGCUCGUCAUUGAGGUCAGGAACAAAGACAUGAGCUGGCCCGAGGAAAUGUCUUUCAUUGCCAACAGUAGCAAGAUGGACAGACAUAAAGUUCCUACGGAGAAAGGAGCCACUGGCCUCAGUAACCUUGGCAACACCUGCUUCAUGAACUCGAGCAUCCAGUGUGUGAGCAACACCAAGCCCCUCACAGACUACUUCAUCUCAGGGAAACACCUCUAUGAGCUCAACAGAACGAACCCCAUCGGCAUGCGAGGUCACAUGGCCAAGUGUUACGGCGACCUGGUGAUGGAGCUGUGGAGCGGGACGCAGAAGAACGUGGCUCCGCUCAAACUCAGGUGGACGAUAGCUAAGUACGCCCCGCGGUUCAACGGCUUCCAGCAGCAGGAUUCUCAGGAGCUGCUGGCCUUCCUGCUGGACGGCCUCCACGAAGAUCUGAACCGGGUCCAUGAGAAGCCCUAUGUGGAGCUGAAGGACAGCGAUGGCCGGCCUGACUGGGAAGUGGCCUCUGAGGCGUGGGAGAACCACCUGCGGAGGAACCGCUCCAUCGUGGUCGACCUGUUCCACGGUCAGCUCAAGUCCCAGGUGAAGUGCAAGACCUGCGGCCACAUCAGCGCUCGCUUCGACCCCUUCAACUUCCUGUCCCUGCCCCUGCCCAUGGACAGCUCCAUGCAUCUGGAGAUCACUGUCAUUAAACUGGACGGCUCUACGCCCGUGCGCUACGGCCUGAGGUUGAAUAUGGACGAGAAGUACACGGGGCUGAAGAAGCAGCUGAGCGAACUGUGCAGCCUGAAGCCUGAGCAGAUCCUCCUGGCUGAGGUCCAUACUUCCAACAUCAAGAACUUUCCUCAGGACCACCAGAAGGUCCGUCUCUCUGUCAAUGGCUUCCUGUGUGCGUUUGAGGUCCCAGUGCCGGGUUCACCAACGUCCCUGUGCUCACCCACACUUACAGACAUUACCCCUAUAGCCAACGGCUCGACUGCGAACGGGCACCUGGGCAAUAAUCCCGUCCUCAUCCCUAAUGGUGGGCCCAACACCAUGAUGGCCUCCAGCCCGGAGACACCUGUGGGAAACGGGAUCGCCAAUGGACACGUCACACCGGUGCAGGAUAGCCCCUUCAUUGGAUACAUCAUCGCCAUGCACAGGAAGAUGAUGCGCACGGAGCUGUACUUCCUGUCGUCUCAGAAGAACCGGCCCAGUCUGUUUGGCAUGCCGCUCAUUGUCCCCUGCACCGUGCACACCAGUAAGAAGGACCUGUACGACGCAGUCUGGAUCCAAGUUUCCAGGCUGGCCAGCCCACUGCCCCCACAGGAGGCCAGCAACCACGCACAGGACUGCGACGACAGUAUGGGCUACCAGUACCCCUUCACCCUAAGGGUUGUGGGUAAGGAUGGAAACUCCUGUGCCUGGUGUCCCUGGUACAGGUUCUGCAGAGGCUGUAUAAUAGACUGUACGGAGGACAGAGCUUCUGUUGGAAAUGCUUACAUAGCUGUGGACUGGGACCCCACCGCCCUGCACCUCCGCUACCAGACCUCCCAGGAGAGGAUUGUGGAGGAACACUGCAGUGUUGAGCAGUCUCGUCGAGCCCAAGCGGAGCCCAUCAGCUUGGACAGUUGCCUGAAGGCCUUCACCAGCGAGGAGGAGCUGGGAGAGGACGAACUCUACUACUGCUCCAAGUGCAAGACUCACCGACUGGCCACCAAGAAGCUGGACCUCUGGAGGCUGCCGCCCAUAUUGAUUGUCCACCUGAAGCGCUUCCAGUUUGUGAACGGUCGCUGGAUUAAGUCUCAGAAGAUUGUCAAGUUCCCACGUGAGAACUUUGACCCCAGUGCCUUCCUGGCUCCCAGAGACCUGGAGCAGCACAGCCUCCACUCCCGCAGCGAGAGCGAAGACCUGCUUAGGGUUGGGGAAGACAACCUGUCGUCCAUAUCUGCUCCCGCCGGCUUCUGCAACCUCCCCAAAGCCUCCCCCGCUUUAAGCAGGAAGUCCACAUCUUCUCUCAGCCGGACCAGCAGCCCCUCCGGCAGCCCCAAAACCGGCAGCGGCGGCCGCAGACCAGGCCGGCUACGCCUGCCCCAGCUGGGCAGCAGACACCGCCUCUCCAACAGCAAGGAGAACCUGGACGCGGCUGCUAACCCCGAAGCCGAGCCUAGGGACGGCGCACCACAGGCAGACGCAGAGGGCAGCGCAGACCUCCCCGUAUCAGGGGACCCCAUCACGACAGAAUCAUCUUGCGGUACGGAGGCGUCCAGCAGCCACUGUGACGUGGUCCUGAUGAACGGAGACAGCAACGGGUUGAGCUCAGACUGCAGCACCGAGGGAAGCAUAGACCCCGACAACUCUCUGCUGCAGCACAGGGACAUGUGUCUGGACGCCAUCUACAACCUCUAUGCAAUAUCAUGCCAUUCAGGAAUCAUGGGAGGAGGCCACUAUGUGACAUAUGCCAAAAACCCCAAUGAGAAAUGGUACUGUUACAAUGACAGCAGCUGUAAGGAAGUGCACUCUGAGGAGAUCGACACCGACUCGGCCUACAUCCUCUUCUACGAGCAGCAGGGAGUGGACUACUCCCAGUUCCUGCCAAAGAUCGACGGCAAGAAGAUGGCCGACACCAGUAGCAUGGACGAAGACUUUGAGUCCGACUACAAGAAGUACUGCGUCCUCCAGUGACCGCACCUCGUCUUCCAUCAGCCAGCACUACACCUGCUCUCCGCUUUCAGCCCGCUGCUCCGAGCAUUAAACGCCAGCCAGACGUUUCGGUCCUUCAGAAGAAUUCUCACAAACUGCUAAUGACUAGAGCGCUCGCUGUGUUUAGGGAUGCGUCACAGCACUUUCUACGCUUGAUUACGAGCACGGGUUAGCGAAAAGGUUUUGCCAAGACAACGAUGAAGCCCCCCCAUGCCCCCAAACAAACACACACACACACACACACACACCCAUGAAAGCACUAAACUGGUGCACUUUGCUGAGCCCGAUGAAACAACCCCCUCUCUCCCUCCUCCCUCGUGAACGUCGCCAUAACACACACACACACACACACACACGUAACCAAUACUAACGCGUCACUGAAUGUGCGCCGGUUUGGCCAAAUCAUGAAGUGAUGCUUUCUCAUUUUGCAUUUAUCACUUGUGAUGUCAGAAUGAAAAGGAAAAAAAAAAAAAAUGCACCUAGAGUUAAAAAAAAAAAUAAAAAAUCCUGAAAAACUUAAAAUACUAAUGCGUUCUGGGUGUAAAUAGAAUAUUCACGAUUGGAUGCAGGUUGAGAUGUAAGUUGGUAUCUCGGACCGUGACGAGCUUUUAAAUAAUGGUUCUCCAAAGGUUUUAUUAGCGAUUGUGCAUCUAGGGAAAACAUGAGUCAUACGCUACCUCAUCGCUUCUUGCAGUCUGUCGGCCAACUCUUCCCUAAAGUCUGUGACAGUAUUAUUAAUAAUGAAAUGCUUCCUUCCAUCGUAGGACGCGUACGUGGUACAUACAUUUCAGGAGAAUCCCCCCCAGCAAAAUAAAAAAAAUUUAAAAAAACGCAAAAAAAAAAAAAAAAACAAAUCACCCGCCUGCGUCCCUCCACGAGGACGCUCACACGUGUUCUGACGGUGACACGAAAUGAGGCAUUUUUUUGCCAAAACUGUGUUUCAUCCUGCGGCUGCCAUAUAGAUGACAUGUACCCCUGGUGGUUUCUGCCGUGCCGACCUGUGCGUCGCCACAGCUGCUCUGUAGUGGGGAUCUGGGUGCAUUUAGGACAGGUGCCAUGCUUCAAGAGUAAUAGACAGUAUGUGUUUAAUCCUGUUUUUUUUUUUGUUUUGUUUUUUUUGAUUCAUGUGUCAUUUUAAGAGAUUUAUUUUAUUGUUGUUUGUUUUCUUAAGGUCCAGCUUCUGGAGCUGCUUCAGGUCAGGAGUUAAUAUUUAACUGAAAGCCUCAUUCGGAGGAAGCAGCGCCGUUGCAACAUGCACCUUUAACCCAGACUCUGUUCUCCACUGUGGAUGAAUCAGACGUAUCUAAGUUUCACACCGUCUUUGGAAACAAGAUAUGUAUACAAAUAUAUGUAUAAAAAAGAAAAAAAAGAUUUUACCAGUGAUUUUAAUGUCAUAUUUAAGAUGCGAUACCGUGCGACAGUUUCAAAUUAAUCAAAAUCAAUUCAGCAGAGGUAUCUUUUUUUAAUUAUUAUCAUAAUAAAUCUGUGACCUACAUUACCCACAAUGCAACGUAACUGCCAGCACUUUGAUUCCCCAUUUGUGUGUUAUUCUAAUACUUGCUGCUGCAGCUACAGAUUUCUCCUAAAUUUGCUUUUAAUUCCAAAAUGUGUCAAAUGAAAGGACGUAAAGUGUACGCAGCGUGUGUGACGGUGUGUCCUGGGCUAAAUCUGUGCGUUGCAUGCGGCUGUGGGGAGUGAUAUAAAGACGGUAGUCUCUUCCUCCUACUGUACCAAAGUGAAACGUUGCAGAAAUGGCCGCUGCUGCUUUGAACUGGCGACACGAUUUGCAGCCAGAUUGCGCGUAGCGAGUGGCUGAGGGCGGGGAUCCAGUUCCUUCCUCGCGCCCCCUGGUUGCAAAAUGAUGUCGCCAGCAGCACGAGCAGCUCCCAUUGACACACAGAUUGAGUCUUCACUUCUCAAGGAACUAUCUGGGGAGACGAGAAGCCGUCUUUAUAUUAAGUGUGUAAAUACGAGGCGCACCAUUUAAAGCACAACGUGAACCUGACGAUUAAGGCUCGUAGCGUAGCUCCUGGUUAUCCCGGGUAAAGCGGAGGCGCUGUGUCAAAAUGUAAUUUUAACGGCUUUGGUAUUUCACUGUUUUUUGUUUGUUUUUGUUUUUUUUUUUUUUACUUGCAUGGUGUGAAACCCUGAACAAACCCGGCACCAGGCCCCUGAACAGGUUAAUCUGAACCUUUCUAAAACCACGAAUGAGAUUCAGAAGCAAGUGAUAUUUCACCAUCUCCUUCAAUUUCAUUCAUUUCAAGUAUUGGCUUGAUAUAUGAUGACAUUUCAAUAUCUAUGGAGGAUAUGGGUUCCGUCGUUAAUCAAACGAUGAGUGAAUAUUUAUUUAAAUUUGGUUUUGUUUUAGGAAAAUCUGCAAAUCCGAUGUCGAAAAACCCUCAACACAACCAACCCAAUAACUGUCUCAUAACAUUUUGUCCUUGCUCCGUGUAAUAAGCAGCGCUCUCCGGGACACUUCAGGGAAUCCACCUGGAAAAGUUCAGACGCCCUGAUAUCAGACACAACCCUGUUGAUGGCGUCAGAUCUGUAAACGCUUACGCUGGACCACAACGUUUUUAGCUCCUUGUGUGAUUCAUUUGGUCUAAAUACUGAUGUCAUGUAAACUAUAAAUUACAAUCCUGUUUGUAUCCGGAAGGCUCGGCUGCUCGACGUGAUCGCUGAGGUCACUUAUAAACCACCUGUGUUUUUGUUUUGUUUUCUCUUCGUGUGGAGAGUCCGGCCGGGGCCUGACGUCUGCUCCGUAGCUGCAUGCGUGGAGCUCCUCCUGUGAGGAGAGGCUCAGUCUAAUCACUGUGAACAGACAGCGGCCGGCGGCUCCCUACAAAAAAACGAUUCCCCCGGUUUUUUUUCUUCUAGAUCACAGAGGAGAUGAGCCUCUGUGUGUUUUUUUUUUUCUUUUCUUUUUAGCUGCUGUAUUUGUGAGGAGAAAGCGUCAUGGUCGAUGUGUUUGGAGCGUCCCUCCGAACCAAACGUUGUUUUCCUUUGCAAAGACUCGUUUGUUGAACAAAUGGAAAUGUACAGAUGAGUGCUAUUUAUGUCGGCUUGCUCAGCUCUACCGCUCCUCCACCCUCCUGCCUUUGCACCGAGUCGUAGACGACGUCCAGUUUGUGUCCGUGUUUGUCAUCACAUGGCUCAAAGGGGAAAGUUGUACUAAGGAUUUGAGAACCCAGUGUGUGAAAAAUGUUUGCUUCGUUUAAAGGUGCAAUAGAUGUCAACUUAGGAUUUUUUUUUUUUUUUGGCCUUGAAUGUGCCCUCAAACAACCUGUAGCUAAAACUGCAUUUGCAAAAUUACAACAUUGUACUUUGUGGUUAAUUUCAGCACAAAUUUAAAAAAAGAAAAUAAAAGUCCAGAAGCAAAGAUUUUCUGCCCAACAGAACUGUGAAACUGAAACUGAAACUGGGCAAACGCUGAUCCUGUAAACCACAGGGCUCAUAUCUCAAUACCCCCACACCCACCUCCCCCUCCCUCUCCCUCCCACCCAGAAGACUGGUCCCCGGUGUCGGCAGGCAGUGCAAUCUACUACUGAGCUGUGUGUCAGUGUCUGUAGACUCUUUAUUUAAGUUCAGAUCUGAACCAGACGUGUUAAUUUAAAGAACUUUUUUUUUUGUAAGGUGUUUGUUGAAAGAAAGUCACAUUGCACUGACAUGAAACCAUGUACAUAGAUAAAAAAAAUGUGUUUUGUAAAUAAGCCAAUGAAAACUAUGUAUUUGAAUAUGGACUGUACAAAAUACUGUACUUGUAGUUGUAUAUGGAGUGAUACUGUUGAUCUGUAACAAAAAUACUCAAGCGACAAAUUAAAUUCUGCAGAGGAAAUGAA
Mugil cephalus (flathead mullet) is the source of this 8806-nucleotide messenger RNA. It is a transcript of the gene usp32, whose product is annotated as ubiquitin specific peptidase 32. The transcript has 34 exons. Lineage: Eukaryota; Metazoa; Chordata; Actinopteri; Mugiliformes; Mugilidae. Gene Ontology annotation, biological process: protein deubiquitination. Gene Ontology annotation, molecular function: calcium ion binding; cysteine-type deubiquitinase activity. Bases 153 to 4949 code for a protein of 1598 amino acids. The record is from RefSeq and is a predicted model, not a curated record. Gene Ontology annotation, cellular component: Golgi apparatus.